Messenger RNA from Manis pentadactyla (Chinese pangolin), 2304 nucleotides. RefSeq lists its product as uncharacterized. Lineage: Eukaryota; Metazoa; Chordata; Mammalia; Pholidota; Manidae. The transcript has 2 exons. The coding region runs from base 184 to 522 and encodes 112 amino acids. The record is from RefSeq and is a predicted model, not a curated record.
CAACAGGCUGGCAGCAGAAGGAGGAGCCAGGGAAAGAGGGGCCUUGGCUGAAAGGGGCCCGGCUGGCUCCGCCCCUCAGGGGUAGAAACCCCGCUGAAGCCGCCGCCGCGACCCACUGCGCUCGCACCCGGCGCGGACGCGACCGCCAGACUCCACACACCCGCCACCCCUCUCUUCUCGCCAAUGGCUGACGAACUCUUUCAGCGCAAACCCUGGGACCCCGACGCUGACUCCGAAGGCCUGUUUGACAAGCCUCCCGCGGAAGAGCCCCCCGCUGCCCGCGCGCCCAAGUCUGCCGCGGGCAAGAAGGCUGGGCGGCGCGCGGGCGGGAAAGCGCAGGGGGCCCGCGCCGGGCUGUCCCCGAAGGCCGCUGCGCGCCCCCCACCUAAGGACGAGGCGCCGCCACUGGACGAGGGCUGCUAUCUCGACCAUUUCCCGCACCUCUCCAUCUUUAUCUACGCGGCCAUCGCCUUCUCCAUCACCUCCUGCAUCUUCACCUAUAUCCAUUUACAGCUUGCCUGAGCGGCCAGGGCGGGACCGGGUGGGGAAGGGCGCGAGGCGGGAAUGAGAGGAUCGUCAUUUUGUGUUUUGGAGACACGCUGUACCCCCUUCAUCUAGCUUUUGAUGCUUUUUUUCUUCCCUGCUUGUCGCUACCUUUGUGUAACUGUCCAUCAGUAGGAACGUCCGAAGCAGCUGCUAAUAAUGAAGGAAAGGCCUGUUUGCACCUGAAGAUUAGGGGAGGAGGCAGUCAGCACCCAACAUUUAGAAUCUCCGGGUGCAGUUGAACCCUGUUUAUUGUUAGGAUAAUGUUCCUGGACCCUACGAUUUUGAGGUAGGGCCAUGCGCAGGGAGCCCAUCAUUUUGUGUUUGGGGCGCGCGCAGCGAGUCCAACCUUCUGUUCUAUAAGGGAUGAGCCAGACCUGAGCCUUUGGCCUUCCAGAGAAGGCCCAGUGCGGAGGGUCGGCGCCCUGGCCCCAGGCUGGGCCGGAGCCCUGUGAUGCUGCAUCGCCCCCAGGAGGAUCCAGCUGUGUCCCCGCGCUGGCGCAGUCAGAGCUUGGGGGGCGGGAGCUGGCGAACCUGAGCGCGCAGCGGACGCCGCUGGAGCUCAGGACAAGGCUUUGCUGCCGCUGUCGCUGCGGAGCCGAGCUGCGGCCCGUAGCCGGAGGAGCUGUCAUGCCAGGAGGCCAAGUGCUCGUCGCGUCCCGGACGGCUUGGUAUCCGCUGCUGCAGAGUUCCUGGGACGCAGGCCCAUAGCUGAUGCGCUGCGCGGGAUGAGACCUUGAGGCUCCGGUGGAGUCCACGGGAGGGCUCUCUUUGUCUUUGGGAACUGCAGGGUGGCUUCAUUCUGGCCCAGAGCCCUUCCAGAGCUAUGCGACCCAAAACGAAGGGGUUGGGGAAUCGGUCAUUGACAAGAAUUCGUGCUGGAAAACCACCCGAUCCCUAAGUGUUUGUCAUCUCCGACCCAAAAAGGCCUAAUGCCAAACCCACCUUAGCAGGUUAUUCACCCACCUGCAUCUGUUUACUCUCGAAUGUUAUAUGUCAAAACGCAGCACUCUAAUAUUGCAUAUAUUGUACUUGGAAAUGUCUGUAAUUAUGGUACCUCUGAUGUAAUAAAUCCCUCUUUUUCAGACUCCGCUUUUCAGUUCCCUACUAUUUGAACAUUGGCUCCAAUAGUCUCUGAAAUUUCCAGUCCCAUCUGAUCCCCUUAUUUCAGGAUCCGUUCUGUUGUUCCCCAAAUACUUGGAUUACUAUCCCUCCAAUAUCGUGCUGCAGCCUUCCUUAACAUUCACCCCAUCGCUGUUGUCCACAAUAUUAAACUCACUGCAAUCCCAAAAUCAAUCACUUUCUUCCCCACUCCCUUAUUCUCCCCCAUUAGUCCAUUUUCUAUACCUUGAGAUCCUUGAAAUGCCCCAUACUUCCUUGAAGUCCCCAAUUCCAUUGAGCUCCAAUGCUUGACCCAUAUUUUCUUACCAAUAUUAAAUUUCCACUACUCUCACACCAUCCACUUGUCCCUUCAGUUCCUCAUGUAUCUGACCUAAUUUUCCUCUUAAUAGUUGAAGUACCUCAGGAUAUUUGGUCACAUAUCCCCUCACUGCCCACUGAAUUACAUGAUUACUGCUCUCCUAUAUUCAUCUUCCAACUGUACCCCAAUUUCUGGACUUCCAAUAAAAGGUUCCCCUGUUCAAAAUAUCAAGCCUUUUCACUGAAGUACUAAUAGACAGCUUUUUCAGAGUUUAACCAUAAAAACAAAUGGACGAGAAGUAUCAAAUGAUUUCACUUAUCUGUGGAGUAUAAGAAUGAAGA